UCCAGGAAAGAAGUCGAAGCCUUCAUUACCCGUUGCAUGCGAAAGGUCGGCACCGACAAGACUCACGCAGAAGCGUUGGCCAACGUUCUUGUCACUGGCGACUACAGAGGACACUUCAGCCAUGGGCUUAAUCGACUACAGAGGUACGUUACCGACAUUCAAAAGGGCGCAUGCGAACGCUCUGGUGAGCCUGUGGUCAUCAAGGAGUUCGCAGCUACAGCGUUGGUCGACGGCAAAAACUUGCUGGGCCCUGUCGUUGGCACAUUCUGCAUGAAGCUGGCCAUGCUCAAGGCGAAACACGCCGGCAUCGGAUGGAUCGUCGCACGAGGUUCAAACCACUUUGGCAUUGCGGGUUACUACAGCAUGAUGGCAUCUUCCAAGGGCAUGAUUGGCAUUUCAUACAGCAACGGAUCUCCUCUAGUGGUGCCAUCUGGAGGAAAGAAGAGGUUUCUGGGAACAAAUCCGAUCAGCGUGGCGGCUCCUGGAACGGACGGGGACUCAUUCGUGCUCGACAUGGCGACAUCGGCUGUUGCGCGUGGAAAGAUUGAACUGCAACAACGGAAGGGGGAAAAGAUGCCAUUCGGAUGGGCAGUCAGCAGAAACGGCGAGGCUACCAAUGUUCCUGAAGAGGCUCUGAAUAACGGUGCUUUGUUGCCUCUGGGAGGACCAACUGAAACGAGUGGCUUUAAGGGGUACGGGCUUGCCAUGAUGGUUGACUUGUUUUGCGGCGUACUUGCUGGUUCAAGCUAUGGCAAUAAUGUUGGAUCUCCGCUCCAUGGCACGCAAGCUGCAAACAUGGGCCAGUGCUUUGUUGCAAUCAACCCAGCCACAUUUGCUCCUGGCUUUGUAGACCGAAUGCAGGACCUCAUGAAUAUGGCGCGGUCACAGGAACGGGAAAAGGCUAACAUUCCAGUCCAGGUGCCAGGCGAUCCGGAACGGCUGCACAUGGCAAAAUGCGAUGCACAAGGUGGCAUCGCCUACCAUGUAAAUCAAAUCCAGUUCGUGGACAAUCUCGCUAGGAAGCUUGACGUGGAGCCGCUAAAGAAGGAGCAUGAAGCAUCUGGCUGAACAAACUUCACUCUGGUGGUGUAAAAAAAGAAAUCCUAGCGAAGGUCCACUGCAAAAGUUUAAUUUGUGCAGUAAUUCAAGAGUGCAUGU
Molecule: messenger RNA, 1158 nt
Organism: Dermacentor silvarum
Lineage: Eukaryota; Metazoa; Arthropoda; Arachnida; Ixodida; Ixodidae
Exons: 11
Coding region: 37-1068 (343 amino acids)
Molecular function (GO): oxidoreductase activity
Source: RefSeq, a predicted model, not a curated record